AUGGCUCUCAAACUGACAAUGGAAAUUUCUCCAAAUGUCAUUUCUUCUUCGUGGAAAAGAACUGGAAUUAAGCGGUUUUCUACUUUGGAGGCAUGCGAAGAAGCCGACGAAGAAGCCGUUCUACUGCAUCAGUUGGAGACACUGGAGAUACAAGAAGAAAUGGAAAAUGAAGACAACGAUGAAGGUGACGUGAUGGAAGUUCAAGAAGCUGGUCAAUCUGAUGCAUCUCCGGUUCCGAAAAAGAAGCCAAUUCAGUCUCAAAUUACUUCUUUCUUCGCUAAGAAGUAA
Oikopleura dioica is the source of this 288-nucleotide messenger RNA. NCBI's taxonomy places the organism in Eukaryota, Metazoa, Chordata, Appendicularia, Copelata, Oikopleuridae. The record is from the annotation of a GenBank genome assembly.